CCUUCCAAACAGCAAGUAAAGCUCCAGCGAGGAACCAAAACCCCUGACGUACGUCCUGUUGAGGUUGAAGUUGAUGCUCAUGAAGACAUCUUAGCCACCCUCGAGGUACGCAAUGUAAGGAAACAGAGCAAUGAUAUUAUCUGGGUUGAUUUGGAUGUUGAUGGUAAACCACUUAAGAUGGAACUGGACACAUGUAUGGCUGUGUCGAUCAUCUUGUUUGAUCUCUACCAGCAGAAAUUUAACAGGCUUAUCCUGCACAAUACUGGACCGUCCUUGAAAACCUGCAGCAGAGAAAAUAUUAUGCCAGUGGGAGUGCUCAAUGUGCCUGUGCCUGUGCCUGUGCCUUUGCCUGUGCCUGUGCCUGUGCCUGUCCAAAACCCAAAGAGAGUUGCUGGACCUGUAUGUUGUCAAGAAUAAUGGCCCUGCUCUCUUGGGAAGAGAUUGGCUCUAUCAAGUUGCUACAGGCUUCACUAGCUACUUCAAAUACUAA
Molecule: messenger RNA, 490 nt
Organism: Pocillopora meandrina
Lineage: Eukaryota; Metazoa; Cnidaria; Anthozoa; Scleractinia; Pocilloporidae
Source: the annotation of a GenBank genome assembly